AUGAAGACUUUAUUCACUAUGCACUUAGGUAUCCUGGUUCUGAUGAUGAUGACAGCAACGGCCCUUUCUUCGAAGGCGCGGACUGCAUCAACUGUGCCACAAGUUGGCAGUGAUGGCAUUUGCUACACUUACACUGUUGAGCCCCACGAUACUUGCACAAGUAUUGCUCUGGCAUAUGCAAUCACCGAAGCCGAAGUUGAGAAGUACAACAGUGACACAUGGGGUUGGACGGGUUGUGACAAUAUCUACCAAGGAGAUUUUAUCUGCCUCAGCUCAGGUGAUCCCCCAAUGCCCGUUGCCCUCCCUGCAGCCACUUGUGGUCCUCAGGUUCCAGGUACGGCGAGACCGAAAGAUUACUCGGAACUGUCUUCAUUGAAUCCAUGUCUCACAGGCAAAUGUUGCAUCAUGGGGGGCGUAUGUUCUACCUCAUGUAGCUCAAGCAACUGCAUCUCCGGCUGUGACAAAGAUGCAGAUCAAACAACGGCCAGCAAAGCGGAUGCCACCACUGCUGUCAAAUCGAGUACUACAGCUGAGCAUGCAUCAUCCUCAACCAGCACCACCAGUACCAAAUCCACAACUAAAUCCACAGCCACAACUGAGCAUACAUCGUCAACCAAGACCACCAGUAUCACAUCCUCAAUUAAAUCAACAACUACGACUGAAAAGAAAUCUUCAACCAAGACCACCACCGCGGUACCAGCUGCAACCGGAACUGGGCUUUGGACCCUUGCCGCCUACACAGGAACACAAUGCGAUGGCGAAUAUUUUGUGCUUACUGGGAACAGCUUAGCGGACAGUCGAUGUCUCAGCCUUCAUGAAGGUCUCAGCUUUGAGACAACAGAUGGCGUUAGCUGUGGAUAUUAUUAUGAUGGCGGUAACAAUUAUACCGAUUGUGAGAACAGUCCAAAAGAAGUGUGGGUAUAUUCGUGGAGUUUAACCGGGGGCACCUGUGUGGCCUAUACAGAUGGUUGUGGCACUUCUGAUUACAAUACUGUGGAUGUUCCCUCGGCUACUGGCUGUCAAGCUGAGGGAUACCUGCAUAAUAUGCACUACUAUAUGAUCUGGACCUCGUUGAUGUGCCAGGUUUCCUAG
This is a messenger RNA of Penicillium verhagenii, 1092 nucleotides long. Its product is annotated as LysM peptidoglycan-binding domain-containing protein. The coding region runs from base 1 to 1092 and encodes 363 amino acids. The record is from RefSeq and is a predicted model, not a curated record. Lineage: Eukaryota; Fungi; Ascomycota; Eurotiomycetes; Eurotiales; Aspergillaceae. The transcript has 2 exons.